This is a messenger RNA of Oryctolagus cuniculus (rabbit), 1154 nucleotides long. The record is from RefSeq and is a predicted model, not a curated record. Lineage: Eukaryota; Metazoa; Chordata; Mammalia; Lagomorpha; Leporidae.
UUUUCUUGUCUGAAUCCUUACAGAAAGCCUUGACUGAUGCCUCCCUUUAUGCCCUCUGAUGCAAUCCCAGUACAUAAUUGGAAAAAGUUCAUGGAGAGGUUUAUUGACAAACCCUUGCAACAAAUGUAACUAUCAGGGGUUUCUUCCUUGAAUCUUUGUCUCCAUGGACUUGGAGGAAAGCCUGGCACCUGGGGCAAGGAGGAUGAUUCACAAACAUGUUUUUCUUCUUGUGUUUUUCACCAGGACAGAAGACCUGAACUGCAGAGCCUCAGGGCAGGAAAAGUAUCAGAUUCCCCCAUGGAUGAGUGGACAGAUGUUCGAAAGAAGUCAGAUGGAGCAGUAUUAAAGUGGCUAGUUUCAAGCAAUCACACACACACACGCGCGCACGCUCUAUGUAUGCACCUGCAUGACCCUGCAUGUUCACUGCUGUUGUGUCCUAGGGUUUUACACAUUUGAAGAUGUUUCCUUUGAUUUUUCUGUUGCUCUUUCUGCAGCUGUUUCCCCUUGUGACUUGUCAGGAUGGUCCCGACUGCUAUUCCCAGAUGGACCAGAGUUUUUACAAGGAUGGAGAUAUUGAGAUUGCUGCUUUUUUGCACAUUUACACAUAUGAGGUUCCCAGAACCAUGAUGAGGUUCAGCAAAUAUCGAAGAUUCAGAUGGUUUCAGUCCAAAAACUACCAGUAUGUUCUGGCCUUGGUUUUCGCUAUUGAGGAGAUCAACAAAAACCCCCAUCUUUUACCCAACAUGACCGUGGGAUUUGGUCUCUAUAAUGUCAUGCACAGUCAUAUGACGGUAAUGGAGAACCCCUUCAUCUGGCUUGCGGGACUGGAAGAGGACAUUCCUAAUUACACAUGUAGGAAACAGAGCAAGUCUGUUGCUGUAAUUUCAGAAAGUAGCAUUGCUGUCCAAAUGGGGACCCUGCUGGAACUCUACAAAAUUCCACAGUCUCAGCAGUACAGUAAUUAUUUUCAGGUCCAAAUGUUACUGAGGAUGCUCAUCUACAAUGAACAUAAGGGAUCUCAUAUAAUUUGCACAGUUCUUUAUUCUAGUAACUUUAUUACAGAUAGUUGUCCUAGGUACACUGAGAAAAUGAGUGUUGGUAGCUUGGACUGCACUGUUGGAAAUAGUCGGAAUCUCACAGCUAGAUAUUUUUGA